CAUUACGGACUUGAAGGGUCGCGGAGGCGAGGCGGGCGGAGGCGACGGGAGGGUCGGCACGAGUGUGGACACGUGGGACGCGUUAUGCGUGUGAUUUUUUGUAUGUUCUUUGAAUAGUUGUUGUAUUACAGUUGUAUACAAUAUAUAUAUAUAUAUAUGUUUGAGUUGGAUAAGAUCGAUAAGGUCAGGGUUCGAUCUUUGCUUUGGUGAUUUGCUCAGUGGAGUUGCAGUAUAGGUUAGUCUAUUUAGCAAUUGUGUAUACUAGAUGGUAUAGAUGAGAGAACCAUGUUGAUAGAUCUUGGCCUCGUCGCAAAAUCCACAGCGAUAUGGACCAUUGACGAGAAUCGUCUCCCGGAUGUAUACACAAUGAGCUUGUGGGGUUGGAGUACCGGUCAAGAAGGUCACCUCAUCCUUGGGUGGUGAAUUCAAGUACACUUGAGUGAUAUGCAGUGCUUUGUUCAUUGCGUUUUCCUGUCCCUAUAUAUCUUCCAAAUGGGUUGAAUGCCCUUGCACUCCUAUGCUGCCCAUGUCUUGUUUGGGAAACAGCGUUGGAGUAUCUGGAGCGAGCGACGUUUCGAUCGGAAGAAACGGAUCGAGUCCGGGAUGAUCCGAGGUGACGUUCGGGAAGGUGCCUUCUCACUCCCAACGGAACCACACAAAAAUAAGCAGAAAGCCCGGCUUUUGUAUGUUGUUCUUUGUUUUUGUCUUGGUCUUGCGGAAACAAACGCUGCGUGUUGUUGUUUGUAGAUCUUUGUGUUUUGGUUGUUUUUCCAGGUUUCCCACGUGAACUGCUCCAAAUGAUUUGCCUUUCACAUGUGUUCACUGACCCAGUGACACCUGAUCUUCAGCUCCGGGUUACCGAAGCACCGCCGCCAUGGAGACGGCUCCGCCCUAUGCGAAGUCCACCCAGGCGUGGCGCAAGAAGCGCGCCUUUACGGGGAGGUACUUGGAGUCCGUUUGGCCGCGGAGCUAUUGGAACCGAGGCCCCGUGAGCAUUUUGGACUACAACCUGACCAGCUCCAUCCACAGCAAGUCUGUGAGCAAUCUUCCCUUGGCACGCUUCACACAGAAGGGGUCCGUUCGGCCUGCCAGCCGGUCCACGCGGGAGAAGCGGCGGGAGACGCGGAAAAAAGUGGCCUGGGAGCAUGAGACGGUGGGUGGAUCCCAGAGCAGCUUGGAGCCCAGUCUGCCAGAAACCCCUACUGUGGCCUCGGAGGUAGCAGCGCCAGAGACCAGGAUGGCCUCUCCAUUUUGGCAUGCAGAGAUACCGCCAAUGGCCGAGCUGUCUGCCGCGAAGGUGCUGGCGGACCAAAAGCGACAGCAGGUCUACUUGAAAAUGGGGCAAAUUGGAUCUCUGAAACUGAUCUUAGCCCAGGUCGAGGCGGGCUAUGGCACCGACUUCAAGGACUUUCGACACACCCUGCCGUGAGCGGAAUUUGGAGCGUAAAGGCGAUUCCGUUUUGGGCUGUUUUCUGAGAAAGCAGGUGCCUGGCAUGACGAACAAAUGUCAUGCCAGUUAUAGAUCUGUCCAGGUUUCACCAUAAUAUAGCACCUGGGCUCCAAUGCGAUUCGGUCUUGAGGG
This is a messenger RNA of Durusdinium trenchii, 1582 nucleotides long. The record is from the annotation of a GenBank genome assembly. NCBI's taxonomy places the organism in Eukaryota, Dinophyceae, Suessiales, Symbiodiniaceae.